Molecule: messenger RNA, 736 nt
Organism: Papilio machaon (common yellow swallowtail)
Lineage: Eukaryota; Metazoa; Arthropoda; Insecta; Lepidoptera; Papilionidae
Product: apolipoprotein D
Exons: 4
Coding region: 106-735 (209 amino acids)
Molecular function (GO): pigment binding
Source: RefSeq, a predicted model, not a curated record
UUGUAAGCCAGUGCGUGCGCGGUGCGACCGCGGGACCAGUGUAGCUCUGCCGGCUGUUUACAAAACACCGCUCGUAUCGCCGACUGCCCCCCGCGCACCGCAGUCAUGGGGGACUUCCGCACGUGCGCCGCCACCACCCUGUACCUCCUCCUCCUAGCCAGUGUUGCCAGGCAUGUCCUUCCCACGGGACUCGGACAAUGCCCCACUUUUGGACAGCUCCAGAAUUUUGAUAUCGAUAAGAUGGUGGGCAAGUGGUACGAGGUGGAACGUUCGUUCUACCUAAUGGAGCUGUCUGCGAGCUGCACUGAGCUGAGGGUGACAUUAAACGACCGCGGACAGCUUAACAUCGUUAUAUAUACCAGAAACAGAUGGACGUGCACGCACUGUAUGACGCGUGGCGUGGGUGUGCUGAGCCACAAAGGGGCGUCAUCGUUUCGGUACCGCGUGAACAAACGGGUGCCGUAUUUGAUCGGGAGGUUGCUGCCGGGCGCCGGACAGUACAGCAUCUUGGCCACUGACUACGACCAGUUCGCGCUGAUCUGGUCCUGCACCGGGCUCAGCGUCGCACAUUCAGACCGUAUGUGGGUGCUGGGCCGGAAGCGCGAGAUCGACGCGCAGCUGAGAGCGUACAUCUACAACUUACUGAACGGCUUCGGCUUGGACCCCGAUAGACUCAUCCUCUCCAAGAACAAUGAUUGCCCGGACUACGAUAAAAAUACAACUAUAACAGACUGAA